CACCACCCCAGGAGGCUUGCAUCUCCGUAAGACCACUAUGCAAGUCAUCAGUGAAAGUUACCUGUCGUUCAAAGGCCAUGCCCCUCCUCCUCGCCUGGCUUCAGUUCUUGCUUUCAUUAUUGAAGCAUUUCGGAGGACCAAGAGCAUUGAAAUGUGUGACGUUCAGCUGCUGCUCCCUGCUGUGUUGAAAUGCCUUGUGCUGGUUAAUGAACCACAAGUUAAAAAACUGUCUACAGAGAUUCUACAGUGUGUUGUAGAAGGCUGCCAAGCGGGGUCAGGAGGAGAGCUUGCCACCCAGCUGACUUCUGUGUUUAGGCAGUUUAUCCAAGAUUACACUACUGUGUAUGAUAAUCAAGUUUACAGCAUAUUGGAAGCAGUGGCAGUCUUGGACCAGUCUCUAGUUAUCAGCCUGAUUCCUGCUAUGACAGAGGCCCUGAGGAAUUCAGAGUACAAACAAGGUCUUGGCAGAAACGCUGUGCAAAGAGAAGCCUAUAAAAGACUCUUAUCUCUGCUCAGAGAGGCUGGACAAAUGGAAAUACUGAAGCUGGGAAAUGAAACGCAUUAGCAGCACACCGAUUCUUAUUUUCCGCACAGUCAUCGCAAGGAAUGCUGGUCCUUUAUGGAGACUGCCAAUUCCCUGUCUACAGGUGGAUGCUGUCUUAGCUUUAAAAUGUGUACUCUGUCCCUCGGCAGCCUUUGGCUGUAACGUUUUAAUACUGCAUGCAACGUGGGC
This is a messenger RNA of Lacerta agilis (Sand lizard), 733 nucleotides long. Its product is annotated as protein MMS22-like. Gene Ontology annotation, cellular component: nuclear replication fork. The transcript is spliced from 5 exons. The record is from RefSeq and is a predicted model, not a curated record. NCBI's taxonomy places the organism in Eukaryota, Metazoa, Chordata, Lepidosauria, Squamata, Lacertidae. Gene Ontology annotation, biological process: replication fork processing; double-strand break repair via homologous recombination. Bases 38 to 565 code for a protein of 175 amino acids.